This is a messenger RNA of Opisthocomus hoazin, 1599 nucleotides long. The record is from RefSeq and is a predicted model, not a curated record. NCBI's taxonomy places the organism in Eukaryota, Metazoa, Chordata, Aves, Opisthocomiformes, Opisthocomidae.
AUGCCAGUUUACUUCGGUUUGAAUGCAGGAGGAAAAAAAUUUCCAGCUGAGAAGAUACCACAUCAGGAUUCUUCAUUUUUAAGCCUGCAGAGUAAUACGAUUUCCCAGAAAAAAAAUGCAGUGGCUCAGCAAAUAUCAUCAGCAAGACUUCACAAAAUUAAAGAGCUGAAGAAUGAAAUAUUCGAUUUACAGCACAAAUUAGAAGCAUCAAUCUUAGAAAACAACAUUUUGAAACAGCUUCAGUCUCGACACUUGAAAGCAAUAGAUAGAUACGAAAAUUCAAAAAGUAACUUGCCGGAUCUUUUAGCAAAUCAUUAUAAUGAGGUGAGAACUUUAAGGAAACUCCUUAGGAUGUCUCAGGAGGACGAGAGAAGUACAGCCAGGAAGCUCAGAAAUGUUGAAGCAGAGCUGCUAAAAGCUAAAGAAGCUUUGCAGACCUUGUAUAUGCUUUCAGAAGAUAAAGCUCUUGCAGAGAGAGAGGAACUUUAUCACAGAUUAUCAGCCCUUACAGAAAAAAUGGAAGCGAAUAAUAAGAGAAUACAGAGCCUAGAAGAGCAGCUGAAGCUGAACAAUAGCACCUUUAGUCGUCAGCUGGCAAACGAGAACAAAAAAGCUGUAGAAGCUGGGAUAAUUACAAAGAACUUGCAAGUGGAAAUUAACUCUCUUCACCAAAAAAUUGAGGAAAAGAAUCGGCAACUUUAUGUUAAAAAUAUCUAUGCAAAUCGGAUGCCUAAAAUCCCAAAAGACAAAAGUGAUUCAGUACCUCAUGAAAAAAGUCUUAGAAUAAACAGGUCAGUACAAGUAGAUAAACGGAGUUUUAGAUCACUGCUGCUGUCAGACUACCAAGCUUGGGAAACAGAAAAAAGUCCAAUUCAGCUAACACAGGAGGAAAAGUCUUCAGAAGAUAAGAAUCAAAAAGCUAAAGCAAAUGAAGCAUACACAGAUGCCCAAUGUAGAACAGAAAAGCAACCAGCCAAGAAAAUACCAAAGCCAGAACCUUUUAAUAGAACAUGUAGAGAGUAUUUAAGGGAGGGCAGACUACUGAUAGAAGAAUACACUUGUUUGGACUUUAUGAAAGAAGAAGAAAAAGAAACAGAUUUGCUUAAAGGAGAGCUGAAAAAAAUGAUGAGAACUGAACAAACUCUUCUAAGUGACACUGUGAAAGAGGACAAUCAAGAGGAAGAUGCAGUGGAAGAAUAUGAAAUAGAAGAAAAAAAGCCAGGUGAACCACUGAAUACAAGUGGGAAGGCAGGGAGUAAACGUGUAACGCCAGGCCCAAGAAACGAAACACCCGCUAGCCUAACAAAGAGAUACGCGUUCUCAGCAGCCACUGAGAAUUUGCAUCAUUGGCUUCCGACAUCAGGUACAAAAUCACAGAAAGGCAGUCUGUGUAGCCCUCGACUUGCAGGUCAGGACUGUGGCAAAACAGUUGAAUCUAAAGUGAAAAAUUCCUUUGGGCUGUAUGAACCAUCUUUUGGUAAAGUUACCAAAACAAGGCAGAAGGACAGUUCCACUGAAGCGGAAGGCCGUGCUCAUAUGACAGUUGCAGAAAAGAAACAGAGUCUUCUGAAAGGGCUCUUUGGCCCAGGCUGUGUUUGA